Messenger RNA from Rhineura floridana, 10964 nucleotides. RefSeq names its product protein FAM78B. The transcript is spliced from 3 exons. Bases 867 to 1658 code for a protein of 263 amino acids. The record is from RefSeq and is a predicted model, not a curated record. Lineage: Eukaryota; Metazoa; Chordata; Lepidosauria; Squamata; Rhineuridae.
GCCAAGGGCGGCGCCUGCCUGCGCGACGACGGCGCCGGGUCCCACCCGCCCAGGGAAGCGGGACACCUGGCAGAGGAUACCAUCCGGUCUCCAUAGUAACCGAUUAGCCGCCACGAGCGUUUCCUGCAUUAUGUUCCCGUGGCGUAUAGGGCAGUUGUCCUCCAGGCAGAUGAGGCGGCUCCCUGGCGCCGUGGGACGCCGAAGCAGACAGCCCGGAGAGGCGGCUCCCCGACGCUCAUGGGCUCCAAAGGGAAAGGUUGGAGGGCAGCUUACGUGAGGAGAAGCAGCAGAGGCACCUUCAAGCGCCGCAGUCCUUUGUGUGGACUGACGAGGGAGGCAGACCUCGGGGCGAGACCAGCGCCACCCACCCCCAACUCCCGCCACUCUCCAGGGCCAAAGAGAAAGCCCGGGGCUCUUGUGUUGGGGGGGCGAUGGAGGUGCACCUCGGGGUACAGCUGCCCUUCCUCACCUGACCCCAGCCUUCCCUUCCAGCGCCAAAGGGCUUGCUCUGGUGGCUGCACAGCAGUCUGCCUCCAGCUGGGGCUCAUUUGUGCAGUGGAUGAUGGAGGCGCACCUCGGAGCACCGCCAUCAUUCGCUGCAACUCCUCACCCUCGCCAGAGGGCAGUGGGUCACUACUAUGGCAAGGGGACAAACUGAUUUGUUCCUACAUACCCUUUCUGGCAUUAUUUGGGCCAGGCAACAGCAGCACAGCAAAUCAAUAAACUAAAAUCUCCCAAAUGCCCCAGUGGUACUACAGUUAAAAUCAGAGCCUUCUGGGCUGCUUUCAACUAAAAGUGAAAAUGUGAAAGAUUUGAGAGAUGAUUGGAGCUUCUGUCAUCUUGUGUUGCUUGGCCCUCUGUUGUUUAUGUAUGUGAAUAUGUCCUCCUCUUUUGAUGCUCCAACACCUGCAGCAACAUGGAGAUUUAUGAAGAGUGGGCCUUUAGCAGUCCUAACUGAAACUACCUGGGCAGCACAGGCCGUUCACCAGGACAACCAGGGCAGUUUCAUUCACCAAACCACUCUUGAAGCCACACUAACAUGGAUCAAGAUAAUCAGUAUCAUCCAGCACUCCAUGGACCUGUGUUGCCACCACCCACUUGAUCAUCUUGCCCAAGAAUGGUAUAUUAGAGACUGGUCAAGCUGGGAACUUCCAGACUUGAGAGAAGGACGUGUAAAAGCCAUCAGUGACUCUGAUGGAGUGAGCUAUCCCUGGUAUGGGAACACCACAGAAACAGUUACCUUGAUUGGCCCCACCAAAAGGGUCUCCAGGUUCUCAGUUAGUAUGAAUGACAAUUUCUACCCUAGUGUGACAUGGGCUGUUCCAGUGAGUGACAGCAAUGUGCCACUAUUAACCAGGAUCAAACGGGACCAAAGCUUUACUACAUGGCUAGUAGCCAUGAAUAUGACCACCAAGGAAAAAAUUAUCUUGCAGACUAUAAAAUGGAGGAUGCGAGUGGACAUUGAGGUUGAUCCCAUGCAGCUCUUAGGCAAGCGAGCCCGGCUGGUGGGGAGGACUCAACAGGAGCAGCCAAAAGUUUUGAGCAGAAUGGAACCCAUCCCACCAAAUGCACUUGUGAAACCCAAUGCCAAUGAUGCCCAGGUCCUAAUGUGGAGACCCAAGAGAGGACUGCCUUUGGUAGUGAUACCACCCAAAUAAAGGACAUACUUGACUGUACGAGGGCUUUUGCCACCACUCUUGUGGAUAACUGAGCUAAAGAAGACCUCUGUGUUCACCUGCCUUUUGCAACUGCAAAUGAGAAGAGGGCUUCUUUAAGACAGUGUUAGGUGGCAAUGGCCAGUGCUGUGCCACAGUAGAAUAGCUCUGGACUUCGGAAGAAGAAUUUCUCUCCGUGUGUGAAAAGAGAUGUUCUUAUCUUCACAGUGAGACACAAUGAUCAAGCAUUUGAUUUCCAGUGCCUGUGGCUAUUGCUGCUUCCCAGCCUACUAGAUGUCGUUAUGGAGGCCAUUCUUACCAGACAUUCAUGGACUUUCAGUAUGUUGCCUGCUCUCUGGGUUAGGACAGGAAGAGAUGGCAUAUUUUCACAUGAUACCUAUGCAUUUUUGAUUGAUAAUCAAAGUUAUCACCUGCUCAUUGGAAUGAAGAAAAUGUUUACAGAAGGGGAAUGCUAAUGCUGUCUUGCUAAGUUUUGCUCUUGUAGAAAGAGCUGUUCUAUUCAGAGGAAACUGUCCAUGGUGCUGAACUAAAGCACAACUUGAACAACCAAUAAUCUCAUCCACUCUCCCUCUUUCUGGGGAUAAUUUAUUCAGACUAAUGGAGUUAGGACCUUUUGCAUGUUUCUCAGCGUGUUUCAAGUAGUUGUAAGUGGAGGAGUUCUGCCAUAGUUUUCUAUGCUCUGGGUGAAUGCAAGGUCAAUCAACUGGCUACACCUAUUUUUUUAAAAAGCACCACAUACCGCCCCCAACUCAAGAACAAUUCAUCUGUGUUUCAAAAGAAGGUCUGCGCAUAGUACAUUUGUACAGCUAAGGGGGAAAGGUUUAUAUUUGGCAUGCUGGAAGAUGAUCUGAAAAGGCCUAGGUACAACAUUGCUCAGUGCUGAAAAGAAUUUAUAACCAUCUUGGUAGUGUUGCUUCUGCCACAGGAGGAUUCAGACUGUCAUUAAUCAAGGAAAAGGGGGAAUUUUAGAAACCCAGCUUGUCUCCAUAUCCUCCCUGUGUGUGGCAUCUUUGCUCAUGGGUGGGGAAAAGAGGCAGGAAAAGACAGGGAGGACAAGAGCAAAAGCAUUGUCUUGUUACAUGGACACUCAGAACUGGACAAAAAACUCAAAAAGUUAGAUACCACCCAUAGGCUAUUUAUUUUAUUUAUUAUACAGUAGGGCCCCACUCAUACAGCGGGUUACGUUCCGGAUCCCCGCUGUAAAGCGGAUCCCAUUGACUUACAUUGACCAAAAUGGCUCCCGGCGGCAAAAAACCGCUGUAAAAGCGGAACAAGCACUGUAAAGCGGGGCCUUUCUACAAUUCACAACCGCUGUAUUAGUGGAACGCUGUAAAGCGAAGCGCUGUAAAGCGGGGCCCUACUGUAUUGCUGCCCUGGGCUCCUACUGGGAGGAAGGGCGGGAUAUAAAUCAAAUAAUAAAUAAAUAAAGAAUAUAUUUAUAUCCCAUCCUUCCUCCAAGAAACAUAGGGUGAUGUAGAUGUCUCCCACAUUUUAUUCUCAUAACCACCAUGUGAGGUAGGUUAGGCUGAGAGCAUGUGAGUGAUCCAAGCACACCCAGUGAACUUCAUGGCUGAGUUGUACCUGGAUAUCUCCAGUCCUUUUCCAACAUUCUAUAUGAGCAUCCCUGACUUAGAGGGAAAUUGAUAUUGCCCUUUUUGCAUCUUGAAUGUAGCUUUAAAAAGUAUUUUUAGAUCUCCCCAUAUUUUGAGGAGGAAUUUAUGAUCAUAUGUAGGGUAAUGAAAAUUGGAAAAUAAUGGGAGCUUACCUUCUCUUGCAUCUUCUUGAGUGAUUGCCAGAACCUCAGAUUGGUAGCAUCUUUGCUUAUUGUGGUGAUGGUGCCAUAAUAGGAAAAGGGAGCAUACCUGUGGAGUUUAGCUCAUGUGAUAUCUCUAGAUACAUGCUGUCAGCUUGUUUCUCUUUCCAUGCUGUUGUUGACCCUUAAUCAAGACCCAUUUUGGAAAGGAUGGAGAAGGAACAUAGUGCAGUUGACUGUAGUUCCAAGAUUUGCUUUUUGACCCUCCAGUAGUGUGAACUGAGCUUUAGAAGGCUUGUGAGCAAAAAUGAUACUGUAUAAAACAGUGUAGAAGGUCAAAACUACUGCUGUGAACUUUCAGAAUAAUGUGGGGCAUAGCACUUUUAAUAGGGGCUGCUGUAAGAAUGUGUAGGUGAGAAAUGAACAGUAGAUGGAGGUUUUUGUUGUGACUUUUAAUAAACUGCUGGUUGCAGAAUCCAUAAUAGCACACCAUGUGUGGCAUUCUUGUGAAUUCCCACAAGAAUUCUACAAGUAGUCAGCUGGUAGCAUUAAGAAUUGUCAUUCUUGUGAGCAGAGAUUGGCACUUCUAAAGGGAAUGAUGCAUUUCCCAUUGGGUUAUUCAUCACCUUUUCCCAUAUCUCUUUAGAGAUAUGAUGCUUUAAUGUAAUUUAUUUCCACAUCUCUCUUCAUUUUUGCCAUCCUCAUUCCAUGUUGUUGAUAUCCUUCUUAAACUGUGAUGUCUAGUGAGGUAUGAUCAAAGCAGAAUACUCCAGCUGAGACCUGACCAAAACAGAAUAGUGUGAUGCCAUUACUCCUCAUAAUCUGGACAUUAUACUCCUGUGGAUGUAACUUAGAAUUGCCUUAGCUUUUUAGCAGCCACACCAUGCUGCUGAGUCAUGUUUAAGUACUAAAACCCUAGAUCCUUUUUAUGUGUCCUGCUGUCAAACCAGGUAUCACCCAUCCUGUAUUUGUGUACCUGAAUUUGCCUACCUUAAUGCAGAACUUUAUUUUUAUCUCUGCUGAAUCAUUUUGUUAGUUUUGGUUGUUAGUUUUGUCCCAAAUCCUGUCAAUAUCAUAUAGAAUCCUGUUUCUGUUUUCUCAGUAUUACCUAUCCUUCUAAGUUUGGUGGCAUCUGGAAAUUUGAUGAGCAGAUGUUGAAGGACACUGAAUCCAGGGGAGAACCCCGCAACACACCACUUCUCACUUCUUUUUAGGAUGAUGACCCUCUGAAAAGCGCUAUUUGGGAACAGUUCACCAAGAACCUACAAAUCCACCUAACAGGAGUAUUGUCUGGCCCACAUUUUACCAGCCUUGCCAACAUGAAUAUCAUGGGGGACCUUGUUGAAAACCUUGCUGGAAUUUUAAGAUAUCCUAUGCCCACAUCCCUGAUGUAUCAAGCCAGUAAUUCUUACCCAAAAGAAGGAGAUAAGAGUAGCUUGGCAUGAUUUGUUCUUGAAAAAUCCAUGCUAGCUAUUUCUGCUUUUAACCACUGUGCUUUUGACUGAUGGCUUAAUGAUCUGUUCUAGCAUCUUUCCAGUUAUCGAUGUCAUGCAAACUGGUCAGUGAUUGCCUGGAUCCUCUUGCUGUCUCCAUCUUCAAAGGGGGGGGAUUUGCCCAGUCACCCACUUUACCUGUUCUCCAAGAAUUCUUAAAAAUUACAGAGGCUCUGAGAUUAUAUCUAUAAUGCAAUUCACCUGGCCCUGAAGACUUGAAUUCAUUUAGAGCAACUGUGUUCCAGUACCACAUCUUUACGUCUUGAGAUGUAACUCCAUUCCUUCAUUAUUUUAUCUUAUUUUUGUCAGGUUGAGCAGUUUCUCUUUUGGGAGAAGACUGAGGUAGUUGAGCAGUCCCACCUUCUCCCUGUCUCCUACUGACAUUUUCCCAUACAAUUCACCUACUAUUUUCUUCUUCCUCUUGCUCCAAAUGUAGCCAAAGCAUCCCUUUUUGUUAUUUUUAACAUCUCUCACAAGCCUCAGUUCAUUCUGAGCUUUAUUGUGACAUUCUCCCCGCUAGCUUUGGCUACUUGUUUGUACCUUCUCAUUUGUACUCAUCCGUGGCCCAUACUUUCAUUUCUGAUAUAUGUCCCUUUUAAACUUGUUACUUGAGCUCAUCGAAAAGUUCCUUAUGCAGCUAUUCCAUUUUCUUUAUCUUAGUACUGAGAUUCCUUGUUUUAAAAUUAAAUAGAAAAUGAAUGGGGAUGAUAUUUGGGUGGUUAGUGACCAAAGCCUUCCUGCCUAGUUUGCCCAGAUUCCAAAUACCUGUGCCUUUGGCUGGGAGUAACUGCUCUUUCCAUUACCUUAGCAAUCCAGUGACUAUGUUAGAAGCCCAAAUGCUCUGGAAGAGUAGCACAAACUUCCUGGGAAUGUUCUGGCCAAAGAAUUAUGUAAUGACUUUCAAAAGACUGAAUAGAGAGUUUCCUUAUUUUCUGCAGUUUCUUUUUAAUUUUACUUUUGUGGGACAGCUAGUGUAGUUGUCAGGCUAUUUUUCUGGCAAAAUAUUUUAGGAACUCAUUCAAAAUUAAUGAUCUUAAUUCUGGGUAAAGGAAAAGGAGAGAAACAGUGAUGUUUAGUGUGGAACAUCCCACCCCAAAUACUUUAAAUGUUGAUACUUGAACAUCUAACCUAAAGUUAAGGACAGCCAAGCUGAUCAGGUGCUGGAGCAACUUCACUAUGAGGAAGGGUUACAACAUUUGGGGCUUUUUAGAUUAAAAACAGACACGAGGGCCAUGAUAGAGAUGCAUAAAAUUAUGUGUGGUGUGGAGAAAUUGAGGACAAGUUCUGUUUUGAGUGAUGGCCUAAGCAGUACCGAGGAAAGGCUUCAGUGGAACCCUUCACAGCACCAUGAGGAGCUCAGGCUGGAGACACAAUAAACAGAAGUUGUUUCAGCAAUAGUCAUCCUCAGACUAAACUUUAAAUAGGAUCAUCAGCUCUAUUUCAUUUUCCAGCAUCAUCUCCAGUGAAAGGAGCCUCUUCAUUUAAAAGGACCCAGCUUGCUUUAGCAGUUGUUGACUCAGAUGGAGUUGGAAGACUGGUAUCCUUAGGGCUUCUGAGCUGGAGUCCUCUUAAGUCAGAGGAGAGCAAUAUAAUGUCUUCAGUAGAGAGGUCCUGGCACAAACAGAUCCUCUUUCAUAGUUCCUUCUCCCACUUCAAAACUCUGGCCUAAUCCCAUGGAGAUACUCAUAAUAUUAGAAUCCAAGGUCCAUCCAAUUAAGCUGAAUAGUGUGAGAUUCAGAACACACAAUAGGUAGUACUACUUCAGCACACAGUUAAAUUGUGGAAUUCUGUGGGCUUCUCAUAGACAUCUGGCUGAAGACCAGUUGCUGGGAAUCAUGAGUCUGGGGAAUGCUGUUGCCUUCGUGUUCCGCUUUGGGGCUUCCAAUAGGCAUCUGACUGGCUGCUGUGGAAAAAGAAUGCUGGAUUAAAUGAGCCUUUAAUCUGAUCCAGGGAAGCUGCUGUUAUGUGGCCUAUUUGAUGUAUUAUAGAAAGUCAUUUGGACAGAGGUGUACAGGCACCCAGGCUCUACUUUCUAAAUAUAACGUACCUACUGACUCCCUCUAUUUUAAAGCUUGUUGUUACAUGGUCCUGACACCUAGGCAUGAGCUGAAUAACUUAGUCAGAAUGCUACUUCCGGAUAGUUGUUUCUUUUUGAAGUUGACCAACAAUCUGUUAAGAGCAGUGUUAAAAGCCAUAUGUGAGAAACGAAAAGCUAUCCCCAUUGAGGAUUGACUGGACAACCAAUCUCCAAGCCGGAAACACAAGUUAGCAAACAUGUCUUGAUGGCAGCAAAAUAGAGAUUUGAUUUGAGGACUGAUACUGACAUGUCCCAUUACUUAGGUUUGGAAAAAUGUAUAUAAAAAAAGGUUGAACCACAUCUGAGAAGUAUGGCAAGUGGUGUUGCGUGCAGUAGACAAUUCCAUUUGCCAUGACAAGUGUAGUGCCACCUUCUGACAUGAUGGCCAGCCUUCCUCCAGGCUUGAACAUGCAGAGGUGGGUAGAGAUCAGCCUGCCAGUUUCACAAUCCCCACCACUUCCAAAGUUGAGAAGAAAGUUAGGGAUUGUUUGGCAGCUGUGUGACCAAAGCUCCCUAGAGAGCCUUGUCUGCCUACUGGGGGCUUUUCUGGAAAGGAGGGGUGCUAAAGUGGCUGCCAACAAUUUUGGCUUGGCCAGCAAGAGUAGUCAAAAAUGGUAGACCCCACUUACUGAUACCAGUUCAUAUUGCAACUUUGACUUGAUUUGAAGCUGUUUUAUUGUUUGAGUUAGCUGAAGUGUGUGUGUGUGUGUGUGUUUAUUUUAAGAACCAUGUUGCUCAAGUGAAGUUAAAUCAGUGGCGGUCAAGAAGUCACCUUUUGUGCACAUCGCAUGACCUCAUUGGUGUGAGAGAUGAUGCUUCACAGGCCCAACUUAAGGUGUAGAGGAAAAUCUCAUUACGUAGGGUAAGAAGAAUGGAUGCAAGAUGGUAAAGGUUUAUUGUAUGGACUAAUAUUAUGGAUACGAAGUAUAGCUCUUCCAGUACAGUAAAUACUGUAGCGAGUCUGUGUUGGAGGGUGGGGUACCUCUGUGAGGGAGUGCAUAUGUUUUCUUGAGCAGAGCCCACUGGCUAAUUUCAGGCCCAAAUCAAAACUGGUCCUGCAUACCAGGGAAACCCAUGAGACUGUUUUAAUUCCCUUGGCUCACUGCAUAGGGAUUUAUUUUUCAUUGUUGAUACUAAAUGGACGCAAGCUAUAUUGUAAUGUGCUAAGAGGUUUGAUGAAAUGUUUGGCAAUGACUGGUUAAGAUACAGGAACAGUGGGCAAUCAGAAAGUUCUCUGACUACCGCUGGAUAAGCUGUUCUGAUCCUGGGCAGAUAGGCAGACGAUCCUAGGAAAGGAGAACAUGUAGAAAUGGGGACGGGGGUGUCUAGGACAGUAAGGCUGGAAAGUGUUCAAGGAGAAUGAAGAGAAGGUAAGAGACUAAAAUUACAUGGCCCUCUUUAUUGGCCCCUAGACUUCUGUUGUAAAAGACUGCAUGAGACAUGAUUUGGCAGAAAUUGGGAUGACUUGAGGGGGAUUUCAUCAUGGCUUCCUGCUUUUCCCCAUAUAACAAAAUACGGGGAAGGAAAACCAGAAGAGACAAAUGUACAUGGCCAACAGUCAAAAAAGAGAUGAGGGUUGAAAUUCACAUAUUGAUUUGAAAUAACCAACUAAAUCUUCAGCUGCAGGCAUCAGCAUCUUGUAUGUCUACUAACGUAAAGAGUAUACAAGGCUUUCAGUUAAACAGUGCCUCUUCUGAAUUCUCAACUGUGCAUAGGACAAAGUUAUUUCUUGGAAGAGGGGUUUAACACUAUACAAUGGCUAAGAUUUUGAUGUUAAGAUUGUGUGGGCUAGGAAUUUAAAUAGACAUAAAAUAUUGGCUUCAACUUUUAUAUACUCGCCUUGUUUGCAUAUACCUUUAAAUCCUAAUUAAACAAACUAUGGUUUAAAGAUAAAUGCUCAGCAUGCUGGUGGACACUAUUGAAAUUAUGGCUGUUUUGUGCCUCCCCCACUGUUGUGCUGCUGAGUGCUAAGCCAUAGUUUAGCAUUACAUCUGAAACUGGGCUUGUAAUUUAUUUCCCCUAAACAAAGCAUGAGUAAGUCAAGAACAACCCUUGAUUAAAAUUUGUGGUUUGUUUGGAGAGAAACAAACCAUAAACCCAGUUUUGGUUGUAACACUAAGCCAAACUAUGGCUUAGCUUCUGUCUAUGUGGAAACAUGAGUGGAGGAGGAAAAGCAAAGCAUCGGCAAUUUCAGCAGUGUGCACCAGCAUGCGUGCGUUCACCUUUACGCCAUAGUUUGGUUUAGGCCAAUGAAUCUGUGGCUUUUGAGUUUGAUGAUUAAGCCACUAUCUGUUAUCUACCUUAAGAGACUAAAACUAUGGCUGAGAAUGAGUUCUGCUCUGCCUGAUAAGAUUUGUUCACAUCGUUCAGCAACAGGCGUUGGCAUAAUAAAAAAUGCUGCCUUUACGGUUUCAACUUUCUUCUUGGGGGCUGACAUAACAGCAGCGGUGCUUGUGGCCCUGGCAGUUCUUGCUUUCCUCACUUCUUCAGGCUAUCUUGGAACAUCUUAUUCCAGCCCUACCACUCUAAUUGUUCCCUGUACUAAAUGUGUGCAAUCUUAUCAGUUAACCACGUACUCUUUUGAAACGGUUCCUCCUUUUAAGGCAGUCUUCCCCAACAUGGUUCUCCUGAUGUUUUGGACCACAACAUCAGCCCCAGCCAGCAAGGCCAAUAGUCAGGAUGACAAGAGGAGUUGCAGACUAAAAUAUCUGAGGGGACCAGCUUAGGGAAGGCUGUCUAAAGAGUCCGGCAUAUUCUCAGGGACAAACAUAGUGCCAGUUCACAGAAUGGGAACUCAUAAACUUUCUCCACCUGUGGAGCUAGACUUAAAGUUUCUCCAGUGUCUGACUCCCUUUUCUGUGAGUCCAAUUCCACAUCUCUGCCUGUACACUGCUGAGCUCUAGCCUAGUGGAGAUGGCUGCAUGGGAUUCACAUCCCAAAGACUCAUCUUACAGCAGGCUAGACUCUUGGUCUUGUAAAUACUGGAGUCAUUUUUAUGGAGUUUAACUUCCCAUCAUGGGAUCUCAGGAGUACAGCAGCCUCUCAUUGAUCACAGAACUAUGUGGUAGGAUCUCUGAAGAAGAACCCCUUGCCCUUUUUACAGGAAAGCCUCAUCCCUGCCAGACUUGGUAUCACCCAGAGAAAGCAGCCCUCCCAAACUCUGUUCAGUGUAGCUCCACACCAAAUGCUGUGCUUGUGUUAAUGUCCUGCAUCAGGGAAGCAAGCAUUCACUGUGCUCUGGAUUGUAACAUGAACUGUUUUAAACUGAAGGCUAUGUUACUUAUUCAACGUCUUUAUUUGAUCUGUUUGUUUUAAUUGAGUUUUCCCCAUUUGCGGACACACUCAUCCUACCUCAAGCAAGGUCCUGAGUACAAAAGAUCUGUGCAGUGAACAUGGGAUGUUUGUAUUGAAACAUGCAGCUAUAGUAGGGAGGGGGGAUGGUUUUCUCACAUAUGCUGCUUAUUGUUGCAAGCUUCCACCUUGUUUUUCAUUCUCCUUUUGCAACAGAAUUGGGAGCUAUGAACAGAACUUCUCUUAAACCCGGUGAGGGAGGGGAUGGAAAAGAAUUUAUCUGUUUUCUUCAGUGUGAGAUUCUCCUUCUUUCCUAGCUGCUGCUUCUCUGUUCAGAUCUCUCCGACAUUCUCUUUUCUCCCUUUGUGUGUGUGUGUGUGUGUGAGUAUGUAUAUGUUUUAAACUCCUGCAGUAUUAGAUGUUGCCAUUUCCAGAGAUACUGAUGGGAGCAGGAGCAUGUGGAAGUCACUUUGGAGAGAAAAAUCAGGUAUUCUGCUGUUUGGGAAGGAAGGAAGGAAGGAAGGAAGGAAGGAAGGAAGGAAGGAAGGAAGGAAGGAAGGGGAAAGUUGGCUCUGCAGAGUGCCUUAAAACAACACUGACUUUUAUCGGAGAGGGAGGGGUAUUGCUCUUCAUCUCUGGGUUUUACAAAGGCUCAAUCAAUGUUGCAUCCCACU